AUGGAACAGUUUACCCGUAAACAUUUGCGACUUCUAGAAAAGGAAAGGGAGGCUGAAUUAGAAGAAACAAGAAUUUUGACAGAGAAGUUGCCCAUCAAAGAGCUACAGAGGAGAGGGGUAUGUCUUCUAAAGCUAUGCAUAGCGGGACGGAGAACAGGAUUUUAUGGGAGAAUUGUCAUCACAUUUGAGAAGAGCAGAAAUCAACAUGAGCUGCCUUCCCACAAUUUCACGCCAGGUGACAUUGCUGGGUUAAGUCGGUCUUCUGAUGACCAGACAGAAGAUAUUGGUUCAGGAAUCAUCACCAAGGCCAGUAAAACUUCUAUUUGUGUUGCUUUUGAUGAUAGCCAGGAUCUUUUUCUCUUAAGAGAUGAUGAUUCAUAUAAACUGCAGAAACUAGCAAAUGAUGUCACUUACAAGAGAUUAAAACGAGCUCUUCAUGAUCUACAAUCCCUCACUCCUUGUCCAGCCAGCCGACUUGUUGGAGUGUUGUUUGGGGAAAGGGAGUUAACUCCACCUUAUAUCAUUAAAGAAUUUACAUUCAUAAAUCAAAACCUGGAUGACUCCCAAAAAGAGGCUGUGAGAUUUGCCUUGUCUCAGCCAGAGUUAGCUGUAAUUCAUGGUCCUCCAGGCACAGGAAAAACAACUACAGUCGUGGAGGUCAUUACGCAGGCUGUUAAACUUAACAUGAAGGUAUUUGUGUGCACCCCCUCAAACAUCGCUGUAGACAAUCUGGUGGAGAGACUUGCCAAAAACAAACUGAAAAUUGUACGACUUGGACAUCCUGCACGAGUUCUUCCACACAUUCAGAAAUACUCCCUAGAUGCCAUCUUAGCAAACAGUGAGGAAACUAAGUUGGUAGAAGAUGUACGAAAGGAUAUUGAUAAAGCUUGGUCACAGAUGAAGAAAACUAAAGACAAAGGAGAGAAGCAUGCACUGCGUGGAGAAAUGAAAUUCCUUCGGAAAGAAUUGGCACAGCGUGAGCAAGCAGCAACAAAAGAGAUAUUAAAACGAGCAGAUGUUGUCUUGGCAACACUGACAUCAGCUUCUCCAGAAGGACCAGUCAAAUUUCUGGAUAAAGAUCACUUUCAGUUAACUGUCAUUGAUGAAUGUUCACAGGCAGUUGAGGUGGCUUGUUGGAUUCCCUUACUGAGGGCCCCUCGAUGUGUUCUAGCUGGGGACCACAUGCAGUUACCUCCAACCAUCCUCAGUCAGGAAGCAGCCAAAGACGGGCUGGAAGUAACCUUGAUGGAAAGGAUAAUUGACCUCUAUCAUACCAAAGUGGUCCGCAUGCUGACCACACAGUACCGCAUGCACCAGCUAAUCAUGCAGUGGUCAUCUGAUCAAAUCUAUCACAGCAAACUGACAGCUCACCCUACAGUGGCUGGUCAUCUUCUCAGUGACUUGGAGGCUGUAAAUGCAGAGGAGGAGAUAGCCAGCAUGCCCCUACUGUUAAUUGACACAGCUGGUUGUGACUUAUCUGAGAUGGACACACCUGAGGAAAUAUCUAAGGGAAACGAAGGAGAGGCAGAUAUAGUCUGUAGUCAUGUUGACAGGCUGAUUAUGACAGGUGUAAAACAGCAGGAGAUAGCAGUCAUAGCUCCCUACAACUUACAGGUGGAGCUGUUACGCCUCAGAAUCUGCCCUAAUUAUCCAGAUGUGGAGAUCAAGUCAGUGGAUGGUUUUCAAGGACGUGAGAAAGAAGCUGUCAUCAUAACACUGGUCAGAAGUAACAGGAGAGGUGAAGUUGGAUUUCUGUCAGAAUAUAGGAGAAUAAAUGUAGCAGUGACCAGAGCCCGGCGCCACCUGGCAGUGAUUUGUGACACUGAGACAGUUUCACAUAACAACUUUCUCAAGUCUUUGGUAGAUUAUCUGGGAUCACAUGGAGAGGUGCAGACAGCUCAGGACUACAUAGAUUCUGGAAUUUUCAACAACAAAAAUAUUCGUCCUGAACAUCUUGAUGAUCUCUUGAAAUUGAACUCGGUUAAAAAGAGUAAGGGAUCUGCAGCCAGGCCAAAAUCAUCGGUGUCCAAACCUAAACAGACUCACAGUUCUGACAGUAGUAAAACAGUAUCUGCCAUUGGUUCUUCAAGGGAUCAGAGAAACAGAGACAGCAAGACACAUCUAAGUGAUGAAGUGAUUACAGAGCAGAAAACACAGAAGUAUAGGGAGAUCCUAGAAAAGUUUGUUGCCAAUACUGAAGUGGAUUGUAUGGAGUUCCCAGCUACACUCACAUCUUUUGAGAGAAUGCUGGUGCAUGAACUAGCAGGGAAGCUGUCUCUAACUCAUGUCAGCAAGGGAGAAGAUAAGGAGAGGUUCAUUGUUGUGUCCAAACCUGGUGGUCAGGUUCAAUCUAAGACAACAAAGACUUCUAGUCAUCAGUUGAGAAAUGAAACAGAAGAGACUAAAAGUAUUGAACCUUUAGAGGAAAAGUCAACGCAGCAGGAGGGAAAAAAAAGUGACAAGUUAGUUUGUCCUCACUGUAGUAAAGAUGUCAUCAAGGCCAACUUCAGCCUACAUGAAAUCCAUUGUUCAAGAAGAGAAUGCUCUGCAAAAGCAAAUAAAAAGUCUCAGGGCACUUCAGCUAAGGUCACGGUAAAACAACAAAAUGGUAUAAAAAAGCUGUCUCCACCAAGUGCUACUGCCAAAAUUGAAAAAGUGGAUGCAGCUGACUUUGAUGGAUUGCUAGCUGCAGCUCAGAAACUUGAUGAAGUUUGUGGCUUCACAAAAUGUAAAGUGAAAGUGAAGACCCUGGGUCAACAGUGUGAGUUUUGUAUGAGACGUUUCUGUUUGUCUCACCAUAUUCCGGAGAUUCACGGGUGUGGAGAGGUGGCUAAGGCUCAGGCACGUUCUAUGCAUGUUAAGAAAGGUGUUUUGUAUUGUAGCAGUGCUACCAAACCACCUCCACCAGAUCCUGCCCGACAGGCUGCUCUCCAUAGGAAACUGGACAAAAAAUUGAGUGACUUGACUGCACAGCGUUCAAAAUCAGCAAAAAAGAAAAAUAAAAAAUAAUUUUAUGAAAUGAAAUUUAAUAGGGACAGCAAUUUUUCUAAAGCUUUGUUGGACUCUUAUCUUUGUGAAGGAAAAAUAUAACAAGAGGCCAAAGGGGCCUGCAUCACUCACCUAGAUAAUUUAGCUAUUCAGCCAUUUAAUAAAGAAUUUCUAAUAUGACAAAAAAUUUCCCUAUUGGGUCCCACCCUUGUGGUCAAACAGAGGUCAAAUUCAUUUUCAUAAAAAUUGCUGGGAUGCACUGUUUAUACAGAAUUCACUCCUCUUCAACCAAGAAUGGAGACCAAAUUCAGGCUAAAUCAGAAAGUGAUCCAAGUCAGAAUUCAAAAAUUUAGUUAAAAUCUAAAAGGUGAAUUGGUGAUGAAGUUGUAAUUUAAGCUGAUAGUAUGCAGUGUGCUCAAAAUUGAUCUUUUACCUUUGUUAUGAUAUUGAUCUGUCCAAAUAAAUGCUGACCAAGACAUGAUUCAGUAACUUAUUUGGGAAAGGAAUUAAUAUUUACCCUUUU
This is a messenger RNA of Ylistrum balloti, 3511 nucleotides long. Its product is annotated as DNA-binding protein SMUBP-2-like. The record is from RefSeq and is a predicted model, not a curated record. The coding region runs from base 1 to 3009 and encodes 1002 amino acids. NCBI's taxonomy places the organism in Eukaryota, Metazoa, Mollusca, Bivalvia, Pectinida, Pectinidae. Gene Ontology annotation, molecular function: 5'-3' DNA helicase activity; DNA binding; ATP binding. The transcript has 16 exons.